Molecule: messenger RNA, 1095 nt
Organism: Oldenlandia corymbosa var. corymbosa
Lineage: Eukaryota; Viridiplantae; Streptophyta; Magnoliopsida; Gentianales; Rubiaceae
Source: the annotation of a GenBank genome assembly
AUGUCAAAUAUAAGCAAAGUAGAUGGAUGGAAGCCAACGGUAAUAAUGGUUUUGGUUCAGGUAAUAUAUGCCUGGAUGAACGUUUUGUCGAAAUUAGCAGCUCAUGAUGGAAUGGAUCUCAGAGUUGCUGUCACUUAUCGUUUUCUUUUCGGAGCUGCUUCCAUGGUUCCUAUAGCAUUCUUCUUCGAAAGGAAAAAAAGACCAAAGUUAACAUGGAAAGUUCUCUUCUAUGCAUUUCUCUCCGGAUUAUUUGGAGGUGCAUUGGGGCAAAACCUGUUUAUAGAGAGCUUGGCGCUUACAUCAGCCACAUUUAUAUCAGCUAUGAACAAUCUGGUUCCCGCCACCACCUUUCUAGUAGCCGUUUGCCUAAGGUUGGAGAGUUUAGGUUGGGGUACAAAAGCAGGCAAAGCAAAGGUUCUAGGAACAAUUAUAGGAUUCGGAGGGACAAUGUUGUUCGUGUUGUACAAAGGUCCAAAUCUUACAAUUUGGAAAACAAAUGUAAACAUUCUCAACAUGGCCGCUAGUCAUCAUCAGACACCACUUAAACCCCAGAGUGGCAAUCAAAUCCUCGGCUCGAUCAUUGCGUUUUUGUUUUGUGUUUCUUCCUCGCUCUCGCUUAUUUUUCAGGCUAAGGCAGCUCAACAUUACCCUUGUCCUUUAUCAUUCACGGCUCUAAUGAUUGUGAUUGGAUUGGUUUUGAAUCUUAUUGCUACAAGCUGCUUACAACGCGAUUUGAAUGAAUGGAAGUUAGGGUGGAAUAUAAGACUCAUUACGGUUGCAUAUUCGGGACUUCUAGGCACCACGACCGUGUUUAGCCUAAUAAAUAUAGCUAUAUCGAUGCGGGGUCCAUUAUUUACAGCAGCUUUCAACCCUUUGGUACUUGUAAUUGUGGCCAUAAUCGCAUCUCUUGUACUAGAAGAGAAUUUAUACUUGGGAGGCUUGCUUGGAGGUUUUCUUAUAAUUUGUGGUUUAUACGUCGUAUGUUGGGGCAAAAGUAGAGAGAUUAAGGUGAAUGACAACCGCACUGUGCCAUAUGGUGACCAAAUUGAUGAAGGUGCAAUGUCCAAUGGGAAAGAUAUAUGCGGAGAAGUAUAG